AUGCUCACUCUCCACCCCACAGACCCCGCACGUCCCCCGGACAUGCUUCAGUGUCGUGGCCGCUCUCGUCAAGUCUCACACGCCGCUCUUGCACGCCAAGCGUCAGAGGAACGCUUCUAUGCUGUGGGGGCUAUACAUCGCUCACUCCUUACGCGCUCAACCCCGGAACGGAACAACUACUCACAACAACAGCCCUGUCUGACUGGUGAAAUACCUACAGUCUCUCCUUUCACUCAGCCACCUCCACCCCCAUACACCGACCUCAACUCCCCACCUGUGUCCGAACCCGAGGUUAUGCCAAUAGCCGCUCCCGUCCCAGUGCGAGCCGCAUUCACUCCGCACUUUAUCCAUUCAGAGUCGCCCUCUCCUCCCAGUUCCGCUUCCAUGUCGCCUGACUACUACGACUCGCCCCCGUCGCCACCGCGUUCACUAGAAGACCAGGUUCACGUGGCAUAUGCACACGACGACAUUCAUUUGGCCAAGAUUCUCCUUCUACGCCUCAAGGGGAUAGAGGUCACGUCGGACGAUGACCCACGCAUAGCCGAGGUCCGUGAUGAGGAUUUUGAUUUUUGCUUUGUGCCCAAUGGGGGUUUGAUGUUGGAUGAUGGAAACGAGAAAUGGAUGAUGGAGCGACAAAGAGAAGAGAGGGAAAGGUUGGACCAGAGGAGAAGAGAAGAGAGGCUGAAAGCUUGUGAACAAAUUUGGGUUAACGUGAAACGGCAGCUCAGAGAGGAUAGGGUGAUGGUCUUGAGGAGGCGAGAAAUGUCGCGAUUAAGGGAGGAGGGGAGGAGGAGAAAGCGCGAGGAGGAGCAGAGACGGUGGGCGGAGGAGGAACGAAGACGAGAAAAAGCCGAGGUGGAGAGAGCUGCUGAGAGGGCCAAUGCGCGUGUACGGGCCAGGGCAGAACGCAAAGUCGUUUCUUACAAUUUCUUGCAACCAUCCGACGACUCUUCGAGUUCAAGCGAGGAGCAAUCUUCACCGUUCGUCUACAACUUUAUGGUCUCCACCAGCUCUCGGACCAUCAAGACCCUAUUUUCCUGCUCUCCACCAAAUAAAACCAUCCCACAGAUACGGCCUCACUUCCCCACCCCUUCCUUUGACGAUUCGCGAUGUGUCCCCUUUACCGACGUCCUCAAGAGCAUGCAAGGGCCCCUCUUCCCUCUUUCACGUGAAGAGCGCAUGCAACGCUAUGGCAGUCCCGCUCAUAGCAGGUCUUCCACACGCUAUCGUCGAGAGGUCGAAUUGCUGCAGUCGCUGCUGUCCAACGUACAGUGCAAAGGGGGCGAACGGAGUAAGCAACAAGUCAAACCACGGGGACCGAUCAGGGCAUGCGCAGCUUGUUCUGCUUUUGGGUCAUUGCCUUCCCCUGCUUCAUCACCUACCUCUAGCGCUGGUUCACUACCACGCUCGAGUUCUUGGUUGUCAUUCCGAUCGUCCUCAACAUCAUCAUCAGUGUCCACAAUCACGACUACUCCCUCUACAUCACCUGUCACAGCGCCAAAGGCCAGCUGGUUCAUCACCACCACCACCACAGUCCCAUCCUUCGGAUCACGUCGUCCCAAAGCAACAAGCGUGACAAUAUCUGCACCGGAACCAGUUCAUACAUGCCACUCGCAUUCCCACCUUACACCCAUCGCACCCUCGGAAGGUCCGUUACCACUAGCGCCGCCUUCCACGGAACGUAAAGCUUAUUCUGCGACUCGGGAGCACGAGGAUGCUUCACGUGGUGCUCGUGAGGCGCGCAGCUCGCCGACAAGGAAGGAGUCUUCGAGUGGAGUGGUGGUCCGACGGAUGUCACAGCUCGUGGAGCUCGCGAAGGGGUUGCAGAGUGCUUGUAUGACAGCAACGCUGUCCAGUCCGUACGAGUCGCUUGAGGAGUCACGGAUCGGAUCUGAUGCUGCAAAGGUGGUGCAUGAUGGGAGUAUCAGUGGAGAGGGUGGGCAACAACAACGAAGUAUGAAGAAGAGGUUAGCGCCAGCAGGAUACCGCGUGUGUGCAGGGGACGUGGCUGCCUUUUUGAGUCCUGCACGAUCCACUUCCUCUUCCCGCGAUACCCUUCCGCUCUUGGGCACGCAUCAAGAGCCUGAGGAAGGCGAGCUUGAUCGAGAAGAUGACGUUUUUUACACUCUGAUGCCACGGUACAUUCCUCUGAACUCGUCAUCCUCCCCAUCCUCGUCCUCACCUUCAUCAUCGCCGCGCACCGUCCUGCCUAACCCGCUCCCGUAUCCACUCGUGUUCAAGCCCAUUCCGGCACCGCCGCGGUCCCCGUUCUCGAUGCACCAGCAUCAGCAUACGGUGUACCCGUCGUCUGCCCCUGCUGCGUCUGCGUCUGUGUUCAGGAAUGGGAGUACGGGCGUGGUUAUAAGGGAGAGGGCUGUGGGGAAUCCGGUACACCUGCGCUUGAAGGCGCUGCAUAAUAUUGUGUGGACGCGCGGGGUGUUGUGGGAGGGCCGGGCGAGGGAGACGGCGUUGGGGGGUGGGAGGGAACGCGUGCUUGGUGUGGCGUGUGAGGGUGUUGGGAGGAGUGCGUUGCCUGUUGGUGUUGUGGGUCGUGGGUAG
This is a messenger RNA of Laccaria bicolor S238N-H82, 2559 nucleotides long. RefSeq lists its product as uncharacterized. The transcript has a single exon. The record is from RefSeq and is a predicted model, not a curated record. Lineage: Eukaryota; Fungi; Basidiomycota; Agaricomycetes; Agaricales; Hydnangiaceae. Bases 1 to 2559 code for a protein of 852 amino acids.